Messenger RNA from Rotaria sp. Silwood2, 495 nucleotides. NCBI's taxonomy places the organism in Eukaryota, Metazoa, Rotifera, Eurotatoria, Philodinida, Philodinidae. The record is from the annotation of a GenBank genome assembly.
AUGUUACCAAGUCGUACCCUUACUGGCCAUGAUGUUAAAGCGAAAAUUGGCAAUCUCGUUGGUGAAUAUAGACGGAAGAAGAAAGAUAUGGGGAAAACUGGUGCAAGUCCACCAUCAUGGCCAUUUUACAACUCGAUUGACAAAUUAAUAGGAGAAAGGCCGUACAACGACGACAGUCUCUUAUCCGAUUCAAUCAUAAUGCAAGAAGAAGCCCAAUUAUUCAAUAUAGUUGAUGGUGGUGCAGAUACUUAUAAAACAACUCAAUUUGCUGCAGAAGCAAAAGAAUUAAUUGAUUUGGAGAAUAUCGAAGAUUCACCAGCUGCUGAUCAAGAACACCAUGAAAAGAAAACAAGUUCUUCAGGACCUGACUGCGUUUUGAAAAGCGAACCGGUGGCAAAACACAGUGAUGAUAAAAAGAAUUCUUCGAAACGAAAGAAAAAGGUGUCAGAAUUAAAACAUGAUACAAGAAUUACUCAAAAAGAUCGAACAAGUUAA